Messenger RNA from Tripterygium wilfordii, 808 nucleotides. Its product is annotated as peroxisomal multifunctional enzyme type 2-like. The record is from RefSeq and is a predicted model, not a curated record. Gene Ontology annotation, cellular component: cytosol. Bases 172 to 543 code for a protein of 123 amino acids. The transcript has 4 exons. Lineage: Eukaryota; Viridiplantae; Streptophyta; Magnoliopsida; Celastrales; Celastraceae.
CUGCAAUUCAUUUCCUCACCUGCCCAACCAUAAAGAUGUCAUUGCUCAUCUCCUUCAUCAGGCACACUGCUCCUCCCUUAAUUUGAUAAAAACCCUAAACCAACUGAAGCAAUUCCACAGUCGGUCACAUCUCUAUUGCUCACAAAUUCUGGGUUUUGUAGCGAACCAGUAAUGGCAUCCAACGCUGAGCUCAAGUCCGACGCCAUUUUCGACCUUAUGAAACAUUUCCUCGAAACCGACGAAGGUAAAAAGGUCGCCAAGAAAGUCAAUCUUGUCUAUCAAUUCAACAUCGCUCCCAAGAAACUUGGGCACGAUGAGGUGGCUUACACCGUUGAUCUCAAGAACGGAGAGGUCAAGAAAGGGGCUGUUGAAGGAAAACCUGAUGCCACCUUUAGCUUCAAGGAUGAAGAUUUUGUGAAGGUUUCCAUGGGCAAGAUGAAUCCCCAGAUUGCCUUUAUGAGGGGUGCCAUGAAGAUCAAGGGCAGUUUGAGCGCGGCACAGAAAUUCACUCCUGACAUUUUCCCGAAGCCUUCAAAGAUGUGAGCAUAUGUUAAACGGACGAUCCAUAUUAGGACUGUUAUAAGUUGUUGGUAACACUGCAUUUAAAUGUCAACUUUAAUCUAUGUAUUAGAAAAGUAUGAGUAGUUGGAAGGCAUCCAACAUCUGUCACUGAAAUUCGAUCGGAAACACGUUUCCGGAUGUAUCAUUGUACUAGUGAGGGCCUGGAAUUAUGAAGUUUAACAAUCCUCCUUUUGAAUCAGUUUGAAAUUGUUUGUUUCUUCGGUUUUUUUAAUCAUGUUACCUUUCA